Molecule: messenger RNA, 1009 nt
Organism: Capsella rubella
Lineage: Eukaryota; Viridiplantae; Streptophyta; Magnoliopsida; Brassicales; Brassicaceae
Product: RPM1-interacting protein 4
Exons: 4
Coding region: 70-765 (231 amino acids)
Source: RefSeq, a predicted model, not a curated record
GUUCAGAGCUCGGACCUAGCCAUUGUUGACGCCUUUCUUCAUUUCUCGUUUUAGAUCGAUCAAGAAAUUAUGGCGAACCGUCCACACGUUCCAAAGUUUGGGGACUGGAACAACCAAGACCAACCAUUCACGGUCGUCUUCGACAACGCAAGGACGAACAAACGACAAGACUUGUACGAAUCUCUAGAGAAACCAGAGACCAAACCUCAAGAACCAGCUCCUCCUCCUUCUCAGCCUGCUCGUAGAAAUCAAAGACCAGAACCACCAAAACCGGUUAAGGAAGAAACACCAAGAGCACCUCCACCAACCGAUAAAAACAACAGAGUCAGAGCUCCCCCAGCCGAUCAACUCUACGGAGGGGGAGGGCUCUACGGAAGCGGAGGAGGGGGCGGAAGCGGGCACAAGGCCGGAAUUGGAGGCGGAGGUGGACUAUAUGGAGGUUACGGAGGAGGAUCAGUCGGAAACCAGCGUCAGCCACCAGCUCCUCGUCCACCGCAGCCUAAACAAAAUCUUAGAGGUGGCAACAACGGAAGGGGAGCGACAACGAUUCCGCCGUUCCCAGGAUCAGUGGGUGCAGGGGAGAACAUGAGUUACACUCACAUUUUCGACCAAGUCAAAGAAGAGAGAAAAGAAGCUGGCAGAUCCUACGGUGGAACAGCCGGCAACACUCCUUCUCGCCCCAUCAACGAUCAACAUCAAUCUCCGGCGCCAUCCUCCUCCAAGGUCUGCUGCUUUCCAUGGAGCCGAAAGGGAACUAAAUAUUGAAGGCAAUGUACAUAUUUAUGAGUUGAACUUACCUCAUUUUCUUGGAUAUAUCUUUUUUUUUUUUUCUUAUGUAACAACGAAGGGAUUGAAGUUUUUGGAGACAACAAACAACGUUGGAGCUUCCACUACUCUUUUUAUUGAAAGAAACAAAAACAAAACAAAAAACUUUAAAUUUGUUUCUCAAGUAUGGAUGGUUGUGUUGUGUAAUUGAAUAUUUGUUAUGAAAAAAAUUGAAAUUGGUUUA